GAAAAGUGAUAUAAACGAAACAAAAAAUGUACUACAAGAAAAUGGUGUUAAUGGAACGGUAACAUCAAAUCCAAAUGAAAUGAAUAAUAUCAAAGCAAUUUUCCCAAUUCAGGACUUACAAGAACUGGAAAAUUUCGAAAAUAAUCUCACGACAGCAGAAUUUCGCCGGGAUGUCCUUCUUUUCCUUAACAAAAUUGGAGGGAAAAGUGUUAAAGAAGCUGUUUAUUGCAUGUUACAAAAAGUGUUUUGUAACAAAGUCGCAACUGAUUUUAGUUGGAUUGGAUAUCAUGGAAAAUACAAGUUCUGUGAUUUGGAAAUUACCAAGUUGAUGAUGGGUAAAAUUUAAACAAUGAAGAGAAAACGAUUAAUGGAUUUGUCUGAACGUCAACUGCGACAUCGGGUUUCCCAAGAUAUGCUACAGCAUUCUUUCUUACAUGUUACUUUGCCAAAUACAGCCGAAGUAGAUAAUACGACACAUAACUUGUUGAACGUAGUAAUAAGUAAUUCAAAUCAGUCGACCAGUUCAACCAGUCAAUCAGUUCAUAAUGAAAUUGAAAUUGUCAAUGAAUCCACAACCUCUGAACCAGUUUUUUGUGAAAACUCGUCAAACGUCAAUCAAGAUGACUUGAAUGUCCAAGAUGAUCUGAGAAUUGAUUUGGACAACAUUUAUUAUGAAAAUGAAAACUAUGAAAUGGAUAAAGACUCUGAAAAUUUGAAAACUUUUUUAGCAACCUGGGCUGCAGAUUAUAAUAUAACACAUUCUCAACUUAAACCUUUAUUACAUAAAUUGAAUGAACACACAUGUUUCCAAGAAGAAAUUCCUAAAGAUCCAAGAACAUUACUUAAAACCCCUAGAAAUAAGACAGUUAUAAAAACAGUUCGACCAGGAAUCUAUUAUCAUUUUGGUAUAAAAAGUGCAAUUGAAGAGAUACUCACUAAAUAUGAGAAUUAUCCGUUAUCAAAUAUUAAAAUAAAAAUAGGAAUUGAUGGUGUUCCAUUAGCUAAAUCUUCAACAGCACAAUUCUGGCCAAUUUUAGCUUCUAUUGGACCAUUUCCAGACAUUUUUAUAAUUGGUGUUUAUUUCGGACAUGAGAAACCUACAUAUGAAGAGGAAUUUCUUGAAGAUUUUCUGUCAGAAGUAGAAGAUUUAUGUAUUGAUGGUUUUAACUUCAAAGAAAAAAUUCUCGACUGCGAAAUCGAUUGCAUUAUUUGUGAUGCACCGGCUAAAUCAUUCAUUUUAAAUGUCAAAGGACACACCGGUUAUCACAGUUGCACCAAAUGUAUCAUCAGAGGAAAGUGGAGUAAACAUAGAGUAUGUUUUCCUCACACAGGCAGAUUCCAUAAAAAACGAACUGAUGCAGACAUCCGAAAUCAAUUACAUAAAAAACACCAAUCGGGACAUUGUUGUUUGCGCCGCAUUCCAAAUUUCGAUCUCGUUAACGAUAUUCCACUAGAUUAUAUGCAUCUCGUGUGUCUUGGUUGCAUGAAAAGAUUAAUGUACUUUUGGGUAAUUGUACGUUCAAAAUGUCGCUUACGAAAAUGGCAAAUAAGCAAACUCUCGUUACGUUUACUCAGAAUAGCAAAGUAUAUUCCGACAGAAUUCGCUAGGAAACCUCGUUCUAUAAAAGUAAUAAAGUUUUGGAAAGCAACAGAAUUCAGGCAAUUCCUUUUAUACACAGGCAGCGUGCUUUUGAAAGAAAUUUUACCCUAUAAAUUGUAUGUACAUUUUAAUUCACUUCACGUUGCUAUCAGAAUUUUGUGUAGUAAAAAUUUGGCAAAGAAAAAAAGAUACUCGAAUUAUGCGGAUGACUUAUUGUCACACUUCGUUAGGUCCCUUACUAUUUUAUACGGAAGUUUUAGUGUAUCUCACAACAUGCAUGGGUUAUUGCAUUUAGCAGAUGUUGCCAAAAGGCGAGGUUCACUUGACAAUUGCAGCGCGUUUGAAUUUGAGAAUUUUAUGCAGUACCUUAAAAAAUGGAUGAGGAAAGGUGACAAACCCCUACAGCAGCUUGUGAGAAGAUAUUCGGAAUUUAAAAAAAAUUGUACGAAACUGACAAAGGCACCGAAGGAGGGAAUUAUAAUUAACGAUUGUUCUCAACAUUGCGACGGUCCUUUGCUCGAUGGAUGUUGUACCCCUCAGUAUAAAAAAUUAACAAUUGAAGGAUUAACAUUGGAUGUUUCAAAACUAGGUGACACUUGUUUCGGUCUCAACAACAAAGACAUUAUAUUAAUCUCCAAUAUUGCACAUUCUGCGGAUUCCAAAGAAAUAGUUGUAAUUGGACAAAAGUUUAAAACUGUUGGCGAUUUUUAUACGAAACCAUGUAAAUCCUCUGUAGUAAAUGAAUUUAUAGUAAAAGACUUGUCCAAUUUACAAAUGUGGCCGCUGAAGGAAGUAAAACGAAAAUAUCUAAUCAUCCCGACAAAGAAAAAUGAAUAUAUAGUGUCUUCAUUGUUGCACAUCGAUUGAUUUUAUUUAAGAAAGAGACUGAAUUAUGUUUGCGAUAAAUUAAAUUUAUUAGUAUUUAAUUAAUUAACCUUCUGUUAAUUCUUAAUGACAAGUCAAUCAUAUCGGAAAUAAAUUUUCUCAUUCAAUAAUCGUCGUAAGCCCUUGCCUAGAAUAAACAUAUUGAGAAUAAAUAACAUAAAUUGAAUAAAUUUCUUCUGGGCAUUUUUAAUGGCAAGCCAUUUGUACUAGAAAUAAAUUUUAUGAUCCUGUAUUCAUUGUCGACCUAUUUCUCAGAAUUCUCGAUGCAAACAAAAAAAUGUACAGUUUCGCUUAAAGAUUAAUUUGUCUUUGCCUUGAAAUGUAAAUUGAAUAGUCUCAUAUUAUUAAUUUAUUAUAACAAAAAAUAUUAGCUUUGUUAUCUGCGAAGAAGCACAUACGUGUAAAUAAAAGAGAGAUUAACUAUUGUUUGCUACAAAAAAACACGAAUACUUUUUAAUAAAUGUCGAUUAGAUUAUACUGUUAACGUUUUAUUCUCAACAUGUUCGAUAUUGUUACACUUAUCUCUGCAACACAACCGACGUCAUUAAUCCUCGAAAAAAUGUGUUCUUGUUCGCAUGAUUAUGUUUUUACAUCAUAGUCUUAAAUAAUCUGCAUCAUCGAGUGUGAGGUCAAUCGAUUUUUGUUAAUUACAUUUUAAGAAUAAGUUGAAGAUGUUGCGUUUAUUUAAUAGUUAAUUAUUGUCUUAUGGUGAAAAGUUUAUUUUCAAUAAGCUUGACAUUAUUGUAUCACUACUGUAAUUCAGCCGACAUUGUCAAACUUAA
Molecule: messenger RNA, 3267 nt
Organism: Leptopilina boulardi
Lineage: Eukaryota; Metazoa; Arthropoda; Insecta; Hymenoptera; Figitidae
Exons: 3
Coding region: 350-2467 (705 amino acids)
Source: RefSeq, a predicted model, not a curated record